This is a messenger RNA of Orbicella faveolata, 3462 nucleotides long. RefSeq lists its product as uncharacterized. Gene Ontology annotation, cellular component: Golgi cisterna membrane. The record is from RefSeq and is a predicted model, not a curated record. Gene Ontology annotation, molecular function: acetylgalactosaminyltransferase activity. Lineage: Eukaryota; Metazoa; Cnidaria; Anthozoa; Scleractinia; Merulinidae.
UCCGUCGGGUACUCCUGCCAAAUGACUUCUGUUAGUAUUAGUUGAGAAUCCACAAGAGUGUUUUGUUGGAUAUUUUGGAUUGAUGUUCCUGUUUUUCCCGAUAGCUCUCAUCCUUACUUUCAUCGAUCAAGGAGACCACAUGGAAAACAGCGCGUCUUGAUUUUUCCAUUCGGGCAUAACUACAAUUCCUUGCGUCUUUGAUCUUACCGUUACCACAAUUCCUUGCGUUUCGCAAAAGCCCCUACAAUGUGACAUUUUCCCGAUUAGAGAAAUGCCUCGUUUGCUCGCUUCAGGCUCACUCACACAAAGCACAAGUUCAAAAUGCUAGAAACAGCACGACGGCGGGCACAGAAGAGUUUGAUUGACAUAUUUGAAAAACCGAGAUGAAUGUCUCCAUAGAAUGUCAAGUUUAAAUUAAAAUGCCGAUUGUUUCAAAUUAAUAUUCAAAUGUUGAAGAAAGGUUUUAAAUUAAUAAAAGAAUGUUUGACCUGAUUAAUCGAAUGUUUUAAUUUAACUAACUAUUAACGAGUAUUUUUAAAUAGUUUGUUUGGAGCUCAUGAUUAAAUGUUAGCUAAUGUUCUAAUUUUAACGGUCUUACAUGAAUGUUUUGCAGGUUGAAGCUUUAUAAUUAAUGCAGUAAUGCACCAGUGAUGCUCGUUUGUUUGAGUAAAAACUGAUCAACUGAAUGUGGGCGCUACUAGGUUACCGUACAGGCGACUGUAACAACGCCUGUAGAAAACUUUGACGGUUCAAUUUGCAUAGAAUUGCGACAAUGUCUAUGGCGGGAGAUUAACUUUGUUUGAGAGCACUUCUCGACAUUUCACUUGGGUCCGACUACUGUAAGAGCUUUACCUCUGCACAGCCAAAAUUGUCCGCACAUAUCGGAUUGUAAGGGGUUAACCACAAGUGUCAGUAAAGGUAAAGCCGGAUUCCACUGACCUUCUUCACUCUGUUUGAAAUACAAGAUGGUGGCAAGACUGAUCUUCUCGCCUGUUUAUCGGUUUAAUCCUCUCCAACGCGCUUUUUGGUUGUCUGUGCGAUCACGAAGACUCAGACGACUGCUCAAGCUUCUGAUAAUAAUACUCUCUUGUUGUUCAAUCUUCUAUUUGGCUUCUAUUUUAUUAAAAGAGAACAGUGUCUUCUUCACUAGUGAAUCUGGAGAGCAUUUCACCGACGAGGAACAAAAACCCACUUGUGAAGACGGAAGAAACGGUCGACUGACAGUUUCCAUCUGGCGCGAUUUGUGCGGCGGCGAUGUGAAAGUGCUGCGAAGCUCGCCAUUUUAUCCUAGUUAUCCUAGCGAAAAAAAAUUCAUUCGCGAGUUUUCCGAGUUUCAAAUCGAAGACAGCCAAACGGAAUACGGUCAAACGAUAUCUGGUUUCCUAAACCCAGCGAGGAGUGGAUCAUAUCGCUUUGCUAUAGCCUCCGAUGAUUCAUCAGAGUUGUGGCUCAGUCCAAGCGAAAGUCCUGAAGAGAAACAGCUAAUUGCCAGUGUGUUUGUAGAGGGCGCAACAGGCUGGACGACAAAGAACGAGAUAAAUAAAUACCCUAAUCAAAUUUCCAGAGAUAUAAAGCUUCGCGACGGAGGUCGAUACUACAUUGAGGUCAUUCAUAAACAAGGCGAAGGCGACGGAUUUGUGCAAGUUUUUUGGUCAAAUUCUGGUGUCACAGAUUUUAAACUGAUCAGCUCUGAAUACUUAUCGUCGUGUUCCGAUCCCUCAAAACAGGAUGCCAUGAACCAACUACUUGCUAAGCGUCUUGCAAUCUCCCAGACAGCGUGGAAAAAAUACUCGAGCUUUUUCACGCUGCCUUUGAUAAGCGAAGGAAAUUAUCUUCCGCAAUGCAUUUACAAGUCUAGCUUUAUUCUCAAAGACAAAAUAGACAAAGAUAAUGGGCAACCCCUAGUUUAUUUAUCCAACGUGUUUCCACAAGAUGAUACUUUUAUGGGAAGCAAAGGAAGAGUGUGGUCCUGGAGUAACAGAGUCGCUGAUGGAGAAAUAAUACAAUCAGUGGUGGACAAGAUGAUCACUUCCCUUAGCGAAAAAACUGCAAAAGAUUUCUUUUUAAAGAGCACCUACAAAGUUACGCAAAAGUCAGAUCCAGUUUAUGGCGAUCGUUACUCUGUCGACAUAGAAGUUGGUUUAAAUUACACCGACAAAUCAUUUCGCUUAUCAGAACACGUCUUUCAGAAAAAGGGAAGUGGCAAGUUGUGUUUUCCAGAAGGAAUCAACUGGAACAGCAAAGCCAUGGUGUACUUCAUACUUCCUGUCAAGGACCAGGGACGAUGGGUCUAUCAUUUUAUCAAUGAACUCACUGUUGCCAGCUUAUCAACCGGUGAUACGAACUUCCACGUCGUUGUUGCCGACUUUGAAAGUCAGGAUAUUGAUAUGGCCGAAGCUUUUAACACUUCUCUGUUCCGAAGCAGACACACCAUUGUUAACAUGAAGGGUAAAUUUUACAAAACACUUGGGCUAAACGAAGCUGUCGCGCGUGUUCCAAGCGAGCAUGAUAUACUUUUUCUGUAUGAUCUUCAUAUCGAUGUUCCUGUAGAUAUCAUGGACAGCGUCAGAAAGAACACCGUCGAGGGACGAAUUGCCUAUUUCCCUGUGGUUGGUCGUUUAGAUUGUGACAGCUCGUCUGAGGAUCACAGAGGCUUUUGGCAACUUAACGGGUUUGGCUUGCUUAGUAUAUACAAAUCUGACUGGACAAGGCUUGGCGGAAUGAACACCGAGAAAUUCAAAUACACAUGGGGCGGGGAGGACUGGGAUCUACUGGACCGUGUUGUUAACGCCAAGUUGGAAGUGGAACGAAUCAAGUACCCAGGCCUCUAUCAUCAUUAUCACAGUAAACAAAGGAAGUGGAAUUGAAGCCUGGUGUAGCGGUGCCUGGAGUGUUUGGAGCGCGCUGCUGCGCAAAGUUCUUGUACCUGGCCUACUGCCUCACCACAUCAGAAGAUAUUUAAAUUUUCACUUCAUACUAUAACUACUAAUGCCGCUGGACAACAAAAUUGAGAAAUGUUCAUAUGAUGGGAGGGGAGAAGUAUUGUCACCGUGUCGGCUUCCAAACUUUCUUACCAGCAGUUGAUUAAAAGGUAACAUUAAAGAUUGUGAGUGUUGUUUCGUUUUUAAAAAAUCUUUAUCAACUUUAUUUGUUUUUUGCACCCCUAUAAUUCAUAUCUUUGCACCCACGUGUAAUCUCCUCCAUUUGUGAAUUUUAUUAGAUGUAGCUGGUAUCUCAUAAAUAGGGCCGUAUAAUUAAAUAUCUUCGAUACAGUCGAGCCUUCACUAACGGCCACCUCUGGCUCCAAAACGGCCAUCCGUCAACAACGGCCGCUUUUCAGUUUUAUCCCGGUGGACGGUCCAUUCAUUGAGACACAAAACUCAUGAUCCUUACCGCGGGCUAAGCCCGAAACGUUUAGUUUAUCCGCACAUAUUUGACAAUUUUCAGAGCAUUUUAGCCUUA